AUGACGGGGGAGAUAGUUUAUGCUGAUCUGAACAUCCCCUCCGAAUGGCCCUGCCUGAGGCCCCCCCAGGCGUCUCAGCACCUCGAGGGCUCUGGGUGCAAACUCUGCCCCGCGACCUGGCUGCUGCAUAGGGACAAGUGCUAUUGGGUCUCUGGAAAAAUGAAACCGUGGAACGAGAGCCGUGACGACUGUUCCGCGAAGCACUCUCAGCUGCUGGUGAUCCGGGACGGGGAGGAGCUGGAGUUCAUAAAGAAUAGUACACAAGAUUCAACUUUUGUUUGGAUUGGACUUUCUCUCUCAUCCCUGGGGAAGACCUGGAUCUGGCUGAAUGGCUCCCAGUUAAAUCAGACUCUAUUCCCAUUACCAGUUCAAGACAACGGAAAUAGCUGUGGGGCAGUGAAGGGGAAUCGGAUUCAGUCUGACGCGUGUACCACCGAAUAUGAAUGGAUUUGUCAGAGGGAGACUGUUCUGAUAUGA
Mauremys reevesii (Reeves's turtle) is the source of this 477-nucleotide messenger RNA. Its product is annotated as killer cell lectin-like receptor subfamily F member 1. Bases 1 to 477 code for a protein of 158 amino acids. NCBI's taxonomy places the organism in Eukaryota, Metazoa, Chordata, Testudines, Geoemydidae. The transcript is spliced from 4 exons. The record is from RefSeq and is a predicted model, not a curated record.